GUACAUGUAUGAAAUGGUGAACAAAAGGAGGUUUCAGCCUUGUCAAGCCCUUUUAGGGGAUGACGAUGGAGCCGACGCGGGCAAAGUAUUGGCGCGUGUUAAGGGCCGGUGCAGGUACAGUAAACAGACAACACGAUUAUUUGCAACCACCACGGUUUCUUAAACCGCAGCCUUCCCAUACUGCUGCUGAGCGGCAUCUGGGGAAUGGCAGAGCCUUGGUUCCCAAAAGCUUCGUUUCCUUCUCUCCUGGCUUAGAGUCUUACACGGUAUAUCCUACUAUUCUGCGGCAAUGCCUCGGGGCCCUCGUACUGGUGGAAGAAACCCACAAGCCCAGCAUGCUCGCGAUACCGUUGGCGAGACAGGCACGACAACUCCGACCCGUCCAACUACCACGAAUGCACUUACAGCUGCAAUUCCUCCGUUUAUGCUAGACACUCCACCGCACGCUCCUUUCCUGACAACUCCAAUCCCUCCAUCCAAUAACCCAGGCAACUCGAUCGUGCCCGAAGCGAACGCCCCCCGACGUCAACACGGUCGACAUCAUCAGACCCCAAUCGAUCAAGAACCUACGCAAAACGAAGCACCUGAACAAUCCCAGGUCUCACAUAAUGCAUUGGGCUCGGCAGCGUCCGAGCAGGUGGACGAACAAUCAUACUUGGAGUCCGUUCACCAUGAGGUUGAAGAUGCAAAACAACUGAAGGGCUUGAGAGACAUCUCGUCGCUUGCGACAUGGACAUUGUCCUCGGCCAAACCUGGCUGUGCUCUACCACAGCUACGGAACCCCAGUCCUACAUUGUUCUGGCAGAGUGAUGGACCACAACCACAUACCUUGACGUUACACUUUUUCAAGCUGGUUGCUAUCGUCAAGAUGAGGAUAUACUUGGAUUUUGAGCUGGAUGAGUCUUACACGCCGACUAAGAUGAAGUUCUUUGCAGGCAUGUCUGAGGGUGCAUUAGUCGAGUUCGGCUCAUGGGAGGUCGUGGAGACUACGGACCCAGAGACGGGGGAGACGCAUAGUAGCAUUGAAGGAGUGCGAGGCUGGAUUGACGUACCAUUGAAAGGCGUGGGAGGAAGGGAGACGCGAUAUCACGACGAUGAAGACAUGCUUGCUAACGGAGGGUCCGACGACCGGUUAGACAGGAUAGAAUCUCUGGGAGGAGAUGUACUGAAAGCCAUGGUGGUUCAAGUCCGGAUUUGUGAGAACCAUCAAAACGGCAAGGACACGCACGUGCGAGGAUUCCAGGUGUUUGCGAGAGAUCAUACCACUCCUAAUGCGGUCAAAACAAGAGCUAAGACCAGAGGAAGCGAAGAGACGGCCGAUGGAGAAGAAGACGCGGAGGAAGUUGUUGGGCUGCAACUGGCAGACUGGAUGGGCGAACCCGAGAUUCGGUAGACAUGAAUGAGUCUGAUCACUGCUAUCGAAUGCAGCUAUCAUCAGGGGGAGUAUCCGAUCUCCACGUAUGUUAGCACGACCGCUUGGGCUGAGCUGUGAAUAUGAAUAGGACUGGGAUCAGAGGCUACGGCAUUCGAGUGAGAUUCUGAACAGUUGCUAUCUGGCGCAUGCUAAGGAGGAUCGAGCGACGGCAUUGUUUGUGACACGGCGAUCGCCAGUUGUGAUGAGAUCGUUGGCGUUCCGAGUCUUCACUAAACCCGUACCGCAACUGUCUUCUUUCACUUUUUCAUCCCAACUUCCUCACCAAACCACUCCUACAGCGACCCUGCAAAACAAUGCGCACCUUUCCGUUGUCUGUGCUGGUCAUUCUCAGU
This is a messenger RNA of Exophiala viscosa, 1767 nucleotides long. Its product is annotated as anaphase-promoting complex component APC10. Gene Ontology annotation, cellular component: anaphase-promoting complex. Bases 290 to 1393 code for a protein of 367 amino acids. NCBI's taxonomy places the organism in Eukaryota, Fungi, Ascomycota, Eurotiomycetes, Chaetothyriales, Herpotrichiellaceae. The record is from RefSeq and is a predicted model, not a curated record. Gene Ontology annotation, biological process: protein K11-linked ubiquitination; anaphase-promoting complex-dependent catabolic process. The transcript has a single exon.